AAGGAGGGAAGGGAGAUCCACAGAGACAUUGUUCAUUUCCAUCCCAGACAGCAGGCAGUGAUUAAAUAUGCCACUUCUGCUCCACUAAUUCAUUCACUUUGAAAUUCUGCUGCCGAGCACAGUGCAUCUUUUUCUGUUAAAGGGCCACAUUGUUUUCACAGGACUUUGGCCUCAUUAGCAGGACUAGAUGCUCGGUGUGGGGGAAGGGAAACCGGCCACAGAGACAUUGUGUCUUUCUGUCCAUAAUGAUGUGACACAGUCAAUUUGGAGAUGCUUGUGUUGAUCGGGGGUGUCGGCAAAACAUUUGGCAGUUUCUUUCUCUUCUUAUGUGUCCUUCAUAAUGCCAUUGUCCAUGUAUAUGUCUUACCUAAGUCCUCCCUGCCAAAAUAGACAAUGUAUUUAAAGACAAGUCUCACAAUUUUGUCUUAACUUUCUGUGAAGACGAGAUCAGCUGUCCAUCGUGCAACUUCACCAAAGUAUGGAAAAACCUGUUGCCUUCUGUCCAUCUCAGGAUUCCCUAAUGCAUCCAUACCCGGGAUGAAGGCGCUGCGGCAUCGACUACGUGAGUAUUAAGAACUGAGAGAGCCUCCGGGCUCACGUAGCCUGGGCUAAAGGCUUAUCAGAGGCUAAGCCAGAGGGGGGAAAAAAAACAGCAAAGCUAGUCUCAGUCGACCAGAGGUACGGGCACAAGGCCAUCUGUCCAUUCUCUGAAUACAACUGACAACAAAGGAGGGCAACUCCGCACUCAGGGAAUCAUACACACUCUGAAGCCUCAAACGUUAACUCAUCCUGGAUUGACUAGGCAAGAGGAGUUGGUGAAGAAAGUAAGUGGCAUCUUUGAGCUGUCUCAACCUCCAUCACUUCUCAGUUCACAUCUCUUUAGCAAGUUCCUCUGCUGCUGGAGUGUCAUGGAAAAAGGGACCACUUUUCAUUUAACAGCUUAUAGACAGUCUGUUUGAAGCAUCUAGACCCAAGAGAAGAAUGAAUAUGAAUGAGAAGGAGGGUGGAGUAUGUGAGGGGGGGCUAAAUGUCACCCUCACCAUCCGCCUACUAAUGCAUGGCAAGGAAGUUGGAAGUAUCAUUGGGAAGAAAGGAGAGACUGUGAAAAAAAUGAGAGAGGAGAGUGGAGCCCGGAUUAAUAUAUCUGACGGUUCCAGUCCAGAGCGCAUUGUCACCAUUACCGGACCAUCUGAGGUCAUCUUCAAAGCCUUCGCCAUGAUCGCAGAGAAGUUUGAAGAGGAUAUCCUGGCAUCCAUGAUAAACAGCACGGUGACAAGCAGGCCUCCUGUGACACUGCGUCUCGUCUUCCCCGCCAGUCAGUGCGGUUCGCUCAUUGGCAAAGGAGGCUCGAAGAUCAAAGAGAUCAGAGAGAGCACAGGUGCCCAGGUCCAGGUGGCAGGAGACCUACUACCUGACUCGACGGAGAGAGCCGUGACCAUCUCAGGCACCCCCCACGCCAUCACACAAUGUGUGAAACACAUCUGCACCGUCAUGCUAGAGUCGCCACCUAAAGGAGCCACCAUUCCGUACCGACCCAAACCCGCCGCGGGUGGCAGCCACACAGUGUUGUCUCAACCGCAUACUGCAUCGGCAUUUGCUAUUCCAGGACAGUUUGCCAUUCCACCCCAAGACUUGACCAAGCUUCACCAGUUGGCUAUGCAGCAUAUCCCCCUUACCUCCCUUGGGCAGAGCAACCCCACCUUCCCUGGUUUGGAGGCCUCCAUCGCAACCAGUUCUUAUGAGCUGAGCAUACCUAAUGAUCUCAUAGGCUGCAUCAUUGGCAGACAGGGCAGUAAGAUCAAUGAGAUUCGCCAGAUGUCUGGUGCCCAGAUCAAAAUUGCCGGGGCCACAGACGGUUCGGCAGUGCGCCACGUCACCAUCACAGGCUCCCCAGCCAACAUCAGCGUGGCUCAGUACCUCAUCAGUGCGAGUUUAGAGAUGGCUAAACUGAGCAUCCAGGCUGCGUCAUCCUCCUCUUCCAGCACGUCUAUCGACCUCAGCCUGGGCUUCUCCCAGUCCGCCCCUUCCGUCUCCACCGCCUCUUCCAUGGCCGUCCUAGCUGCUCCCCCCUCUACUAUUAACGUCCACUCCCCCCAGUCUGUCCCCUCCAUCCCCAGUGCCCACUACGCAUUGCCAGUUUCCAGCCUGCUUGGCAUGAAAACCGUCCCUCUGCUGGCAGUGCACACAGCCACCUCCGCAGGCCUCCCGGCCGGCCUCACACCCUACACCGCAAAGAUCCCCACCUCGUCCAGCAUCAAAAAAUCAGAGCGGCAGAAGUUUGCCCCAUACUGAGACCACGGCCGUGGUUGUUAACUCAUCAGUAAUGUUUUAUUUGUUUAUUAUUCAUUCAAGUAGACUGAAAGUGUUUCUCCCCGCCCCCUAUUUUUUAAAUGAUUCUGUGCAAUAUUUCACCAGCAAGAAAUAGUGAGUGCAUGACAAGAUUAAUCGCUUCCUAUAUUGUCUUCCAUUUUGUGUGGCGUUUCAUUCGGAAGUGUUUGAGAUAUUCAUCUCGCACCAUAUAAUUUAUCUGACACUGGACCUGUUUUUUGUUUUAAGAAAGCCAAAGCAAGCAAGAACUUGAUUUAUUGGUACUAUGCAGCUCACAGUGUUGUGUGUGUGUGUUUUUAUAUUUAAUAUAUAUCUUGGUGUGAUCUUUAAUGUGCUGAUUAGAAUGGCUGUCAUCUUUGUUACUGUAAUAUACACAAUAUACAAAGUCAUUUAAAAGACAGUGUGAUGCUCUGCCUCUCAUACUGAUUUUGUUAUUCAGAUUUUGACCUACUUUAUUAAUAUAGCAUUUUAUUAGAACAUAUUUUUUGCAAACACCCUUUUUAAUUAAUACUGCAGAGACACAAAGGCACAUCCUAUUGUCAGGGGGUCAGAGAAGGGGACAACUAAGAAAAUUGUCCUGGGCCCUGUAAUAAGAGGCCUGCUAAGGUCCUUUUAAUCGACAACAUGACAAUCUCUAUGCGAGUGACCUUCAUACUAAAAUAAAUUAAGUAGCUCUAUAUUUUCAUGUGUUAAGCUUAUUUAAGCUGUGUGAAAAUAAAUUAAAUAAUUGGCUUUUAUAUUGUCACUAUUAACAGCAAAAAUCUGCAAUAUAAAUAUCUGCUAUAUCUGUUUAAUUUGUAUUAGAAACGCAGUGAAUGUUUUUUUUUUACCAACUAUUUUAGUGUCGUUAGAUGUAUAAAGCUGAGAAACACUUUAAUUCAAAUCCAUUUUCUCAAUAAAUAUUGUUACAACUCCAAAUAAAAACAUUUAUUUAACAUCUUAAGUUAACAUGUUUACUUUAGUAGUGCUUACCAUAUAAAAGUUUUGGGUUUGUAAGAUUUACUUUUUUUAAAACAAAUGUAUACUUUUAUUUAGCACAGAUGCAUUAAAUUGAUCAAAAAUGGCACUAAAACAUUUAUAAUGUUACAAAAUGAUUCUAUUUCGAAUAAAAACUGUUCUUUUGAAUUUUCAGUAACACUUUACAAUAAAGUUAAUUAGUUAACAUUAGUUAACUACAUCAGUUAACAUGAACUAAGAAUGAACAAUACCUCAUACAAUACAGCAUUUAAUAAUCUUAAUGUUAAUUUUAGCAUUUAUUGACAUGUUAAAAGUUGUGUUUGUUAACAUUUGUUAAAGCACUGUGAAUUAACAUGAACAAACAAUAAACAACUGUUUUUUUUUUUAAAACUAACUUUAACAAAGAUUAUUAAAUAGAAAUCAACACUGGACCACAAAACCAGUCUUAAGUAGCAUGUGUACAUUUGUAGCAAUAGCUAAAAAGACAUUGUAUGGGUCAAAAUGAUAAUUUUUAUGCCAUAAAUCAUUAGAAUAUAAAGUAAAGAUCAUGUUCUAUGAUAUUUUGUAAAUUUCCUACCAUAAAUAUAUCAAAACUUAAUUUCUGAUUAGUAAUAUGCAUUGCUAAGAACUUAAUUUGGGCAACUUUAAAGGUGAUUUUCUCAAUAAUUUGAUUUUUUUGCACCCUCAGAUUCCAGAUUUUUUUUUUUAAAUAGCAAAUAGUUGUAUCUUGGCCAAACAUUCCAAAUAUUCUAUUCUAAAUAUUCUAACAAACCAUACACUGUAAAAAAAACAAUUUGUUGAGUCAACUUAAAAUAAUUUGUAACCUGGCUGCCUUAAAAUUUUAAGUUCUGUCAACUCAACUUAUUCAACUUGAAAUGUUAAAUUAUACUAAGUGACAACUUAGAUAUUUGAGUUGAAUCAACUUAAAAUUAAGGCAGCUGGGAUACUUACCCAUCUGUUAAGUUUAGCAGACACAAAUAUCUAAGUUGUUACUUAGUACAACUUAACAUUUCAAGUUGACUAAACUUAUAUUAGUUGACUGAACUUAAAAUUUUAAGGCAGCAGAGUAACAAAUUAUUUUAAGAUGACUCAACAAAUUUUGUUUUUUUAUUUUUUACAGUGUACAUCAAUGGAAAGCUUAUUUAUUCAGCUUUCAGAUGAUGUCAGAUGAUUAAAAUCUCAAUUUCAAAAACUGUCCCUUAUGACUGGUUUUGUGAUCAAAGGUCACAAAUGUAUUGUUCAUAGUUAUUAUUUCAUGUUAGUAAAUACAUUAACUAAUGUUAACAAAUGACACUUUAUUGUAAAGCGAUACCAAACUUUCUAGUCAUUGAAGAUUUCUUAAAAAAAGAAACAUUUUUUUUUAAAUAAUAUUACAGCUUAUACUGCAUUUUUGAUCAAAUAAAUGCAGUCUUAGCAAACAUAAGUGUUACAAGACAAACAACCCUCCAUACUUUUUAAUGGCAGUGUAUGUGUUUUAAAUCUUUUUUGUUUUUUCUCUCUAAUUUCUGUGGGCCACUAGCACUCACUCGCAGCCUGUGGGGGUUCCAGGUCAUUGGUUUGAAAACCCCUAGUAGAGCCAACACUUUGUGUUUGUAAAAUGUUAUGUUUUUGUUCCCUCAGCUAAGAUAACUGAUGACACUAUGACACUGUGACACAGCAGACCCGUACUUCUCAUGCCCAGCAGGGCUAAUUAUCAGAAGUAUAACUGUUUUCAACAAUAAUUUGAUCUGUUCUUCUGUAUCUGAUUGUGUGUUUUCCUCCUAGGCUGUCCUCAGUGAUAGCAAGUCUGAGGCCACUGUAGUGCAACAUUUACAGCUCUUAUCAUUAAUCUGUGAUUGGAUUACCCUAAAGCCAUAGUGGACUCUUACGGACUCAAGAAAUCCUGGCUACAUGAUGAAAACUGUUUUGUAACUUAAACAGACGCGCUGUAACUGUAGUUUUUUUUUUAACUGUGUCAACCGUUUAAUGUAUUUGUGUUUUUAGAUCUUUUUUUGAAAUUCUGUACACAUUUUGCAAUUAAUGUAUGACAAAUCAAU
Molecule: messenger RNA, 5321 nt
Organism: Labeo rohita (rohu)
Lineage: Eukaryota; Metazoa; Chordata; Actinopteri; Cypriniformes; Cyprinidae
Exons: 14
Coding region: 982-2292 (436 amino acids)
Biological process (GO): regulation of gene expression; regulation of RNA metabolic process
Cellular component (GO): nucleus; cytoplasm
Molecular function (GO): mRNA binding
Source: RefSeq, a predicted model, not a curated record